Poecilia reticulata (guppy) is the source of this 1785-nucleotide messenger RNA. RefSeq names its product dysbindin-A-like. The record is from RefSeq and is a predicted model, not a curated record. NCBI's taxonomy places the organism in Eukaryota, Metazoa, Chordata, Actinopteri, Cyprinodontiformes, Poeciliidae. Gene Ontology annotation, biological process: negative regulation of protein kinase activity; regulation of synaptic vesicle exocytosis; neuron projection development. Gene Ontology annotation, cellular component: plasma membrane; neuron projection; cytoplasm.
GUUUGUAGGUUACAGAGAGGAGCUAAACGGAAAAGAAGAAGGUUCACAGCUUGGUGGAGCUUCCUCACAGGAGCAAAUCUGACCCUGAAAUUUGGUAGAAAUGUUUGAAAAUUUUAGAGAAAGACUUCACAUGGUCCAACAGGACUUCUCAACCAGUUUCAAGACCCUGGGAGACGCAAAAGAGACGAAAACCAAGAGGAAAUCCAGGUUGGAAGAAGGUUUUCCAUUUUUAGGUGCAGGACUUGACAUUUUGAACAGGUUUGAGAAGAGUUGGUUUCUGCUCCAUAAAAGAACCAAAACCUGUACCCAGAUAGCAGAGUCUGUGGAUGGUGACAUAGUGAUGCUGUCGGCACACUGGGAGAGGAGAAAAGCUGCUCUGACACACCUACAGGAGCAACUGCAAAGCCUACCAGAUUUCAUCACCGAACUUGAUGCCAUUACUGCUAACAUAGCUCAACUAGAAGGUGAAUUUGCAGAGAUGGAGAGCAGACUGCUGCAUCUGGAAACUCUGUGUUGUCAGUGUGAGCAACAGACUGUAAAAAAUCAUCAUACGAGUCAACUUGAAGAAUAUAAAAAGAAGAAAAGGAAGGAGGCGGAUUUACUGGAAGCUGAAUUGAAGUGUGAGCAUGCUCAGAGAGUGGCAGAAAUGGAGCUGGUUAUGCAGCAGAAGCUGCGAGAGCGACAGAAGGUUUACGAGGAAGCCUUCAACCAAGACGUAGAGAAGUAUCUGUCCACUGGAUGCCUACAGGGCAAAGAGUCUGCAGGGGUCGAUGUGGCUGUUCUGGAUCAGAUGACAUUUAUUAACUUAUCAGACCUGGAGGCCCUGGAUGAUUUUCUUAAUUCCACUGGUGAAGAUUCCAGUUGUGGAUCCUCUCUGACCUCGGGUCCAGACCUCAAUUCUUCCUCUUUGGAGUCCUUGAAUCAAGCUCCUCCCAUAAACAGCAGUCAGUCAGACCAGGCUGCAGAGUGGCAGCAGAAGGAGCCACUGGUUCAGUCAGAUGAGGAGGAUGUCCAAGCAGACAUGUCCCUGGCUGCUGUGCAGGAUGUUGGCACGGUGUGGGACUCUGAUGAGAGCGAUGGAGCAGAUCCACUAAUGGAAAAACCUCAGAAUUAAAGAACUGCAGCUCAGUAAUCAGUAAAAGAAUUUUGUUCCUGUAAACCCAGGCAUUCAACUCCAGUCUUCAACAGCUACAGCCCCUCAUUUUUCUGUGUCCUUGCUGAUUCAGCUGAUUCAGAUAACAGGGUUAGCUCCUUUGGGAAUGACUGAUUAAAGUGUGUUAAAGAAAAGGAAAGAUUAAAAGUUGUAUAAUAAUAUUCUAAUUUGAGAACAGACAGGCUUGAAAGAUGUUACAGCUUUUAAAGAAAUGCUAUGGAGUGGACCUUCACAGUGAUUCACCUCAUUGUGUACAAAGUUGGACUUUGAGUUGGUAUUUUUUAAAGUGAGUUUUGUUCCAGUCAGAGCUGAGCAGUCUGCCAGACUGAGUUGUGAAUCAACUAUUAGGUCAAAUAAUUUCACAGAACCUCACAUCAAAAAACCCUUUAACAAGAGUUGUUUUGCUAACAGUAUGGUAUGGCAGCAUGUUGCUUCACUUGAUUCCUAAUUACAUUCCUCCAUGUAAACGGGCAUCUGAAGCAAAGCCGUCUUGGUGUUAAAUAUUUGUAAUAAAUUUACUUGAACCACAAAGGCGUUUGGGAUUUAAUUUGUUUUAGAAAUGAGUCUUUAAAAGGCUGUGCUUUGAGUAGCGUUUAAACUUCACUUGUCCAAUAAAACUGAUUUUCCAAACU